This is a messenger RNA of Pestalotiopsis fici W106-1, 411 nucleotides long. RefSeq names its product Hit family protein 1. Lineage: Eukaryota; Fungi; Ascomycota; Sordariomycetes; Amphisphaeriales; Sporocadaceae. The transcript has 5 exons. The coding region runs from base 1 to 411 and encodes 136 amino acids. Gene Ontology annotation, molecular function: catalytic activity. Gene Ontology annotation, biological process: nucleotide metabolic process. The record is from RefSeq and is a predicted model, not a curated record.
AUGGCCAGCAACGCCGCCUGCAUAUUCUGCAAGAUUAUCAAGGGUGAAAUGCAGUGCUUCAAGCUCUUCGAGACCGACAAGACCCUCGCCUUCCUUGACAUUCAACCCCUCAGCCGAGGCCAUGCACUCGUAAUCCCCAAAUAUCAUGGCGCCAAGCUCUCGGACAUCCCAGAUGACCAUCUCAGCGAGAUUCUGCCGGUCGUAAAGAAAUUGGCCGCUGCCUCGGGCGCAACAGAUUACAACUUGCUGCAGAACAAUGGCCGAAUUGCUCACCAGGUCGUUGACCACGUCCACUUCCACAUGAUUCCCAAGCCCAACGAGUCCGAGGGCCUCGGCGUUGGCUGGCCAGCUCAGGCAAUAGACACGGACAAGCUCCAGGCUCUCCUUGAGGAGCUCAAGCCCAAGAUGUAA